UCUUUUGAAAGCAGCGAUGACGGGGAGAACCGGGUCCGUGGUCCUGGUCCUCAGUCUGGUUCUUCUGCUCCCGACAGCUGCAGGGCCAAUAGGAGAGCCUGCUGACCCACAAUGCUCUCUAGAAGUCCACCCUGGUUGGAACGUGACUCUACGGAUUUUGAUACUCCAAAAAUUUGUGUGCAAAGACUCGACUUUUCAUUUGAUGGAUGAGGAAUUCAGGGAUGUGUGGGUGUUCCGUGAUGGAGUGGAAGACCUUGGCAGCCGGCACGAGGAGUUCAAAGGAAACGUUUUUCCCGAAGAUCCGUGUUCAGGGAACUUCUCAGUAAAGAUCAAAGUAAAUACUACUGAGAGUAGAACAUACACCUUCACUUUUAAUGGAGGCAAGAUUAUCAGCUGUUCCACAAGCCACACUGCUCAAGUCCAUAACACACGACCCAGUCAGCCAGAUGGUGACGGCACUCGAGCAACUCCCCCAAAUAUCAAAAAAGACAUCGUUCUGCGCAGGGGGGAUCCAAAAGGCGACGGCAUCCUCAUCGCUGGCAUCGUCAUCGCUGUCAUCGUCAUCGCUAAGGUGAUCUGGCCUCGCUGCAAGAAAAAGCCACAGGAGGCCACAGAGGAGGAGAUGGAGGAGCUGCAAGGGAGCCCAAAUCCACAAGGGAGCCCAAAUCCACAAGAGAGCCCAAAUCCACAAGAGAGCCCAAAUUCACAAGAGAGCCCAAAUCCACAAGAGAGCCCAAAUUCACAAGGGAACCCAAAUCCACAAGAGAGCCCAAAUUCACAAGGGAACCCAAAUCCACAAGGGAGCCCAAAUCCACAAGGGAGCCCAAAUCCACAAGGGAGCCCAAAUCCACAAGAGAGCCCAAAUUCACAAGGGAACCCAAAUCCACAAGAGAGCCCAAAUUCACAAGGGAACCCAAAUCCACAAGAGAGCCCAAAUUCACAAGGGAACCCAAAUCCACAAGGGAGCCCAAAUCCACAAGGGAGCCCAAAUCCACAAGGGAGCCCAAAUCCACAAGAGAGCCCAAAUUCACAAGGGAACCCAAAUCCACAAGAUAGCCCAAAUUCACAAGGGAACCCAAAUCCACAAGGGAGCCCAAAUCCACAAGGGAGCCCAAAUCCACAAGGGAGCCCAAAUCCACAAGAGAGCCCAAAUUCACAAGGGAACCCAAAUCCACAAGGGAGCCCAAAUUCACAAGAGAGCCCAAAUUCACCUCAGACGCUGUGACGGGCCCAAGGGAAGUUACAUGCAGCCGACGAUAUCGCAACAGCAACUGAGCAGCACACCCCACCAAAUAGACUGGUCUGGGGAAGCGGACUCUACCAUGUUCCCACAGACAGAGGGGUGUCCUCAACAGCAGUCUAUCCAUACACUGAGGAUCUGGCUCUUGACCCAUAGAGUCCUCACCAUGUUGUCUGUCGUCAUUUAAGUUCUAGCCAAAUACAUUUUUGGCGACUAUGGCGCAAAUAUGUGGAACUUAUUUACUUAUUCUUAUUUGGCACAUUGUCCUGAUUUUAUUCCCCAUCUUAAAACUUUAUAUAUAUAUUUUUAGGUGAAAAAAAUCCAUAUUUGUUCCACCUUUACCUGCUCUCCCAGUUCUAUGUGUACCCUGGUCCUUCACUUUACAAUCUGUACACAUACAACAUCCUCUGACCCUCGCAUCGGUUCAGGACCCCCCCUCCCACCCAAUGGUGUAUAGAACACAAAACAUGUGCUAAAAGAACCGUUUAGGGGCAUUAAUUGGCAGAAGUGGCACAUAUUAAUAUGAAGGGUUCUGCAAAAUGACAUCUUAGUGCUUUCUUCAGCACAUUUACCUGUAAGUGUAAUAAACCAUAAGGAUGUCUG
Messenger RNA from Cyclopterus lumpus (lumpfish), 1843 nucleotides. RefSeq names its product circumsporozoite protein-like. The transcript is spliced from 6 exons. Lineage: Eukaryota; Metazoa; Chordata; Actinopteri; Perciformes; Cyclopteridae. Bases 17 to 1225 code for a protein of 402 amino acids. The record is from RefSeq and is a predicted model, not a curated record.